AUGACCCGAUUUAAGGCCGACUUUUCAUUAAUAUCCACUUCCGCGACCCCCAUUACCGUCAUCGUCAUCAUCUUCCUCCUCCUCAGCGUCAUCUUCAUCUCCAUCGUCGUCGCCAUCAUAGUUAUUGUUCUCGUCGUAAUUGUUAUCUUGAUUGUGGUCGUCGUUGUCACUAUCAUCGGCGUCGUCGUCAUCAUCGCUCUCCUCAUUAUCUUCCUCCUCCUCCUUAACACCACCACCAUCAGUACAGUUGUCUCCGGCAGAGAAUGGAGACAAGAAGCCCGCAAACGGGGAGUUCCGGUCCCUCCCCCAGUGGGUCCCCUCGAUCCCGAUGCUGCGGCUCCUAUCGCCCGCGGAGCCGACUCCCCUGCGCCUGCAGAGCAGGGUGCCUUUGCCCCUAAUUAUCGCAUGAGGCAGGAUGUAGAAGCACAUGAGCGCGCCGACAUAGCCGUCGAAAUCGACCUUGAACCCUUCGGGUUUCCAGGCCUGCAGGCCUGUUUCGUGAACCUCGGAAUUCCCUACCUCCCAUGCGAUGACAAGGGCUGGCAAGAACGAUUAGAGCGAAUCAUCUUCCACCCGAUAGGGAGGGUUAAGUCGGUCCGGGAGGUGGGCUACUGGCUUUUCCGCCAGGUAUACAGCAUCAAGACCGUCGAAUUAGUGACAAUACCUUUGGCGCCCAAUGGGCCUUACCAUCGACACCAGUUCGAUGGUAAUAAGUACCCCCGCUUCGGUAUUGCUCAACACUGCUACCAUACCAGCGAGCGAAUGGAGUUCCGCGUCAAGAUGAUGCUAAGACAACGAGUUGUCUUACUCCUGGUGAUCAUUUACUUGAUCUACCAGGGGGGUGUUGAAAUAUACACCGCACGGAAGUCGGUCAAGGAGGUGGCCGAGGUGGCCCUCCAAGUGAUUUUGGGGGCUAUGGCUGGGCUGGGUGCGCUUUACAGCGUUCUGCAGGUCGCUAUGGUUUAA
This is a messenger RNA of Orbilia oligospora ATCC 24927, 966 nucleotides long. RefSeq lists its product as uncharacterized. The coding region runs from base 1 to 966 and encodes 321 amino acids. NCBI's taxonomy places the organism in Eukaryota, Fungi, Ascomycota, Orbiliomycetes, Orbiliales, Orbiliaceae. The record is from RefSeq and is a predicted model, not a curated record. The transcript is spliced from 3 exons.